CGACGAGAGAUUUCUCUCGUCGCUAAUGCCGUGACGACAUUUUGUCAAUAUAAUUGUAAAUUUAAUUCAAAAUUCAGUGAAUUUUCUUAGUGCUUAGUUUUAUAUAAGCCACAAAAAUGGCAGACAAUGAACAAAAAGCAUUGCAGUUGAUGGCCGAGGCCGAAAAAAAGUUAAAUUCGUCGAAGACGUUCCUAGGAUCGCUUUUUGGUGGGUCAUCAAAAGUAGAAGAGGCGGUGGACUGCUACCUUCGUGCUGCCAAUCUUUUUAAGAUGGCUAAGAAGUGGGCACAAGCGGGCCAGGCGUUCUGCAAUGCCGCCCAAUUACACCUGAAGGCUGGGGUCCGUCACGACGCGGCAACCAACUUUGUAGAUGCUUCCAAUUGCUACAAGAAGUGUGAUCCUAAUGAGGCUGUGUCGUGCCUAUUGAAGGCAAUCGAGAUCUACACCGACAUGGGUCGUUUCACCGUCGCUGCUAAACAACAUCAGAACAUCGCAGAAUUGUACGAGACAGAGUGCGUCGACUUGGGCCGCGCUAUGCAGCACUAUGAACAAGCAGCCGACUACUUCCGCGGUGAGGAGUCCACCUCGUCCGCCAACAAGUGUAUGCUGAAGCUGGCCCAGUAUGCCGCCCAGCUCGAGCACUAUGACAAGGCCAUACAGAUUUACGAACAGAUCGCCAAAUCGUCCUUGGACAACAGUCUUUUGAAGUAUAGCGCCAAAGAGUACAUGUUCCGAGCGGCGUUGUGCCAUCUCUGCGUCGAUAUACUGAAUGCCCAGCACGCCAUAGAGAAAUACUGUGGCCUGUACCCUGCCUUCACUGAUACCAGGGAGUGCAAGCUUAUCAAGGAAUUAAUCGAACACCUGGAAGAACAAAACAUAGACGCGUUCACCGAAGCCGUGAAGACUUACGACAGUAUAUCCCGACUGGACCAGUGGUACACCACGAUGCUCGUUCGCAUCAAGAAACAGAUCAACGACAACCCCGACCUGCGUUGAGUCGCCCGCGUGUCUAUGCCCGACGCCGUUAUCGCCGCGUGAGUCUAUGGUACAGAUGAAAUACGUUUUGUCUAUACCCAAUUGUGUUUAAUUUUGUUAUUUAAUUUCGAUUGGUGCAAAAUAUAUUGUUACUUAACGUUGUGUUGUAUUGGUAAUAAUAACAAUUCUAAAUUAGUUUACUUUUUAGAAUUAUUCGUAGUUUAAUAAAUAGUAAAAUAUCAAUUUUUGCAGCGAACUUGUUUAUAGGAAUUCUAUUAUUUUAUUUUAUUAAACGUGUAAGACGGUAUUGUAUGUGACAAUGCAGAAUUGUCAUUGUAACUGUAACAUUUGUUGUUGAAACGUAAAUCAUUUUUCUGUGGUAAAUUACUUAUUCAUUUACUCAUGUGUCUGUAAUAUACAUAAUUUUUAACAUUCGUUGUCUAAAAACAUAUAGUAUUCUAAAUGACACGCUUCAAUGUGAUGGUAUUACAAUUUUACAUUAAUUAUUGAACAUAUUAGCACGCCUAAUAAAAAACUAAAUUAAUUGAAAAAUUACUCUUGGAAAUUCAACGUUAAUACUAUUGAAUUAACGUUUAAAGUCGAUUUACCUUUUUUAAUAAUGCUGUUUAUUUUAAAGUACGUAA
Molecule: messenger RNA, 1618 nt
Organism: Achroia grisella
Lineage: Eukaryota; Metazoa; Arthropoda; Insecta; Lepidoptera; Pyralidae
Gene: alphaSnap
Product: alpha-soluble NSF attachment protein
Exons: 6
Coding region: 117-995 (292 amino acids)
Biological process (GO): SNARE complex disassembly; intracellular protein transport
Cellular component (GO): SNARE complex; vacuolar membrane
Molecular function (GO): syntaxin binding; soluble NSF attachment protein activity
Source: RefSeq, a predicted model, not a curated record